Molecule: messenger RNA, 2191 nt
Organism: Apis mellifera (honey bee)
Lineage: Eukaryota; Metazoa; Arthropoda; Insecta; Hymenoptera; Apidae
Product: vesicular glutamate transporter 2.1
Exons: 5
Coding region: 223-1797 (524 amino acids)
Biological process (GO): monoatomic anion transport; transmembrane transport
Cellular component (GO): plasma membrane
Molecular function (GO): transmembrane transporter activity
Source: RefSeq, a predicted model, not a curated record
UUGGCUGUUAGCGGUUUCGAGUCGGUUCUCGAGAUUCAGAAUUAAACUUACUUUUGCGGGAUUCAUAAAUCCAUCAAAUCCUUCGAGAUCGACUUUUCCUUCGAGAAAAAAAAAAAAAAAAAAUAUUUUUCUCCCUCGAACAAUGUUACGAAGAGAUCUUUCGUACAUAUAACAACGAUAACUGGUGCGUGUCGAGAAAUUCUUUUUUGCUGAAACCACAGAAUGUACAAGCAGUAUUACAAGAAAUUCUUCCCACGAUGGCUGCCGACGCGAGUUUUGAUCGGUAUAAUGAUGUUCACGGCAUGCUGGACCAAUUACAUGUUGAGGUUACAAAUGCCGAUCCUGGCCGUGCCGAUGAUCAAGGCCCGGGCCGUAGCAGGUAGCAACAUAACGAGCGCUGCAUGCGACGUUAGAAUACGUCGCGCCAUCGCUUGGCUGGAUCCUGGCAUACAUCUCGAAGAUUAUAUCCUUGCGGAGAGGUUAGAAGCCGCUCAAAAUGCAGCUGUCAAUUCGAAGGCGUACAACAUUCGCGUAAGGAGAUCAGACGCGAUCAGGCCGCCCGGUAUAUACGUAUUCAACGGUCUACCUUUUGAUUGGAGGCCCGAAAUUCGCGGCCAAUUAAUAGCCGCAUACAGUUACGGUAAUGUGCCUGGAAAUUUAUUGGGCGGCAUGAUGGCCGUUAAAUGGGGCGCAAAGAACGCGAUACUCUGGACAUCGAUUCUCGCAGUCACGAUAUCGUUCUUCAGCCCGAUUCUCGCACAAUUUCACUGGGGCGUUCUAUUAUUCACGAGGAUAAUCAUCGGUCUGACCGGUGGUAUAACGUUCCCGGCGUGUCACAGUUUGGUGGCGCGUUGGGCGCCUCCGAACGAAAAGGCACGUUUUGUUUGGUCGUUGCUCGGCGGCACGUUCGGUACCAUUUUCACGUAUCCAUUGGUCGCUGGUAUAGCAGAGUCGUUGGAUUGGGAGAGCGGAUGGUACAUUCCAUCGUUGAUGAUGGUGGUUUGGAUAUUUUUUUGGGCGUUGAUCACGUACGAUUCUCCCGAAGAGCAUCCUGGUAUCACGACUGAGGAAAAAGAAUACAUUAUCACUGAACAAGCGGGCACAGUUCGCAAAGUAAAGCCGACGUUGAAACAAACACCGUUAAAAGAAAUAUUUACUUCAAUACCGUUCCUCAGCUUGAUCGUGUGCCAUUUCGGGAAUAUGUUUCUCCUCUUCUUUUAUCAGAACGCCAUGAUGAUUUAUCUAACGAAAGCUUUAGGAUUCGAAUUGACCAGAGGCGGGGUCGCAGCUGCCCUUCCCUGGCUUUUCAGGAUGGUCUUCGGCUUCUUUUUCAGUUGGGCCGGUGAUACGUUGAAGAGGAAGAAUAUCUUCAGACUCACCACUAUACGUAAAGGCGCAACGAUAUUCUCUCAUUUUCUGCCCGGAGUCUUCUUCAUUUUGGUCGGAUACGUUGGAUGCAGGUUCGUGCUCGCCAACAUAUUUCUCAUGCUGGCGCUUGGCUUUAACGGAGCUGCGAGCAUCUCCAACCUGUCCAACAAUCAAGAUCUUUCCCCGAAUUUUGCCGGUUUUCUAUACGGUAUCAUGAACACUAUCGGUUGUACUUCCGGUUUUAUUAUUUCUCCUUUGGUCGAGGAGAUAGCUGGAAAAUAUGGAAAUCCUAUCGAAAGAUGGCAAACAUUGUUCUGGAUCGGUGCAGGGGUGUGCAUAGUUUGCAUGAUCGUCUUUCUAAUCGGAGGAAGCGGAAACAUUCAACCUUGGAACGAGGUUCGAAUUGAAGAAGAUGAGGCCGAAACUUAAUUAUAAUUUAAAACUUUUAUUUUUAACGUUAAAUAUUUCUGCGACAAAAAAAAAAAGGUUAAAAUAAGUAUUAAUUUAAAUUAUAAAUUACGUAUGUUGAAUUUUUAUAAAAAUCAUAAUAGCGUUUUACUUAUAUUUUUAUCGUACUGACAAAUAGAUAGAAUUAUCGUGGAUGCAUAAGAAAUAUUAUUGUAAAUAUUUUAUAAAUCUCUCGAUGGAAAUAGAUAAGUUCUAGUAGAGAGAGAGAAAAUAGCGCAAAAUUUUAUUAAAAUUUCAAGAAUUUAUAUGAAAUUAUAGAAGAGAACAAAGUUCUCAAAAUUUUUUAUACGAUUUGUUAGAAUGUUAUAGAAUAUAAUCGAGUGUUUCUUUAUUGAAUAAAUUUAAUAUAAAUAAA